Messenger RNA from Psylliodes chrysocephalus, 2703 nucleotides. The record is from the annotation of a GenBank genome assembly. NCBI's taxonomy places the organism in Eukaryota, Metazoa, Arthropoda, Insecta, Coleoptera, Chrysomelidae.
GUUUUUUACGUCGUUGAUCAGUUUUAUUCCGGUAUUAUGAAGUCUAGUUACAUUUCGAGUGUCUUAUGUAAUUAAUUAAGAAAAAUAUGUGACCGGAAACUGGAUAAUACGUAUAUGUAGAUGAUCAUAUUUCCUUCUAAUUUAAGUGUAAAUUACGAGGAUUAUUAUACGUUUGCUGUGCAGCUUGGCAUAUAUUUUUUAUUGCAAUUGCCAUUGUGUUUGUUCAGAAGAUCAUUCUUUAAUUCCACAAUAUUAUAACCAUCAUAUCCCAAAUGCACAUCAUUGGAAACCUAUUAUUUACCAACCCAAAUAUCAUUCACCACCUCAUUUCUACGAACACAUGCAAACUGGCAUAAAGGAACCUCUAAAAGAGCUAAAAUUGGAAAGUAAACCUAUUAUGACUAUGACCCAGCCGAAGUUACCGGAGAAAAAAGAGGAAAUUAAACCUGUCAAAGAAGAUGAAAAAUCGGUCGAGAAGUCAUUAAAACAUUUUAUGUCCGAAAAUUUUAAACCAUUUAAGCAAGACAUAAAGGAGAUGAAAGAAAAAACCGAGGAGAAGCCUGAAAAGAAGAGUGAACAAAAUAUUAGUAAAGAUAGUAAGAAUCAUGAUAAAGAAGAUGAAUCGAAAGAAGAUGAGAAGCAUCAUCAUCAACAUCACGAUAAGAACGCGUACUACAAGUUUGAGUAUAGUGUAAACGACAAAAAAACCAAAGACGUGAAGCACCAGAAGGAAGAGCUCCAUGGUGAUAAGAUAGUUGGAGAGUAUUCAUUGCUGGAAGAGGACGGGAACGUAAGAACUGUGAAAUAUACGGCUGAUUGGAAAAAUGGAUUUCGAGCUCAAAUUCAUAAUUCUAAAAAGAUGUAACUUUUUAAAAAAUAACGAGUUUAAUUAAGCGUUUAUAUCAAAUAUGUUUCAUAUUUUUGCAACAAGAUAUAGACGGUUCUGAACCUUAAAAUACUUUAAAAAUAUUGAUAAGAAAAUCGAAAGACUGGAGAUUGAUUUAAAUAUUUUUGAAUGGGAUCAUAAAAUAGUCAAUAGUUUAAGGAAAAUUAAAAAUUCGUAUUUUUCUUUUAAAUGUGUAAUUGAAAUUUUCCUCUUCGUAAGUCCAUACAUACGCACAUUUAUGUUGAUUUUACAUACAUACAGACAUACAGGAAUUUCUUAUUUCUAAAAAUAUUCAACACAACAAAAUGAUAAAAAAAUACAGAAACUGAGUAUGGCUCACUAUUCCAUAUUUAUUUCUAAAAUCGUUUCUUUUUGCAUUAUUGGCACAAUUCCUUGAAAGUUAGUCGACCAUAUUCAGUUUCAUGAUAUACAGAGGGAGUCUAUAUCAACCGACAUUAUUGAGAUAUCCUAAGACGUAUUUCUGUUGAGUAAAAAAAAAUGUUGAUUUUAAUGGUGACUUAAACGUGAACAUUUUUAAUUGAUUUUGUCUUUAGGUCAUCAAAAUAUCGUUCAUUGAAUUAGUAUCCACCCUGUAUUUUUGCCGUAAACUUUUAUACGAAAAUUUGCACUAUAUCGUGAAAAAUUUGAAUUAAAGUCUUAUCUCUAAAUUUUAGUAAUAAAUAAACUUGUACAAAAUAUAACAGAAAUAUACAAAACAAAAUGUACACAAAACAGUGUGUUUUGAAAAAAUGUGCCAUUUUGUAUUCAUGGAAUGUAGAUUUCCAGGGAAUUUUAGAUGCAUUAUUAAAUUUUUUUAAUGAAUAGAUAUUUAUAUUUUGACACCCUGUAUAUAUCCAGUUAUUUCAACUUUUACAUUCUAAAGACUCGAAAACAAUAUAUUUAUUUCAGAUGGCAUAUUUUUGAAAAACACACUGUACAUUAAUACUUAAAAUACCUAAAAUAUAUAUUAUAAACAACUAGGAUAUAUUGAGCAACUUGGCCUUUUAAAUAGAAAUACGCCAAGUUAAAAAAAAAAUAGUGUCAGAUUCUUUAAAAACUGAAUUGUGCGGUGUAAUAUAUCCGUUUUUUUUUGCUGAGAGAAAAUUUUGACAUUUUUAUUUUAUUCGGAUAUUUUUUUUUGUUGUAAAAUACCUAGUUCAUUAAUAAAAUAUGUUAAUUAGAAUCAAUUAUUUUUCCUAAUUUAGAAAUUUUGUCAGAAACGAAAUAUGUUUAAUGUAUUGUAUUUUUAUUUAGACAAUAGAUACCUAUUUAUAGAUACCUACUUAUAGAUACCUAUCUGUAGACAACUAUUUGUACAUACUGUUUGUAUUUUAUAAAAAAAUUAAUAUAUAUAUUUUUUUAAAUCUUUGAUUAUUAUUUAUUUACCCGUACGAAAAAUCUAAAACUGUACCUAAACAUUAACAAAAUUGAGCCGAACGAUAUAUUCAAUAUAAUAUUUCUAAUAAUGUUUAAAAGUCUAGUCAUUUCUUUUCUUUAUAAUUUAUAGAACCUUUCUAUCGAAAUCUAACUAUUCAAUAGAAUUAACACAUUUACCUGAUGAAUCUCCAUUUUUAUAUGAAACCAAAAAAAAUUCUGGAAUAUAAUUUCUUAUAACUGACGAACAUUUAAUAUAACUACUUUUUAUAUGGGGAAAACAAAAUUGUUUUCAUAAGCGGAUUUAUCUACAUAAAAAUACAUACAACAAAGAUUUAUGAAAUUUUGAUUUAAUUUAAUUUAUGGCAUUUAAAAUGAAAUGACAAAACAUCUACAUUUUUCAAAAGUUUGUAAAGAAUAUUUAAUAGAUAAUAAUAUAUUAA